Helobdella robusta is the source of this 2562-nucleotide messenger RNA. RefSeq lists its product as hypothetical. The transcript is spliced from 18 exons. The record is from RefSeq and is a predicted model, not a curated record. Lineage: Eukaryota; Metazoa; Annelida; Clitellata; Rhynchobdellida; Glossiphoniidae. Gene Ontology annotation, molecular function: ubiquitin-protein transferase activity; RNA binding; metal ion binding. Gene Ontology annotation, biological process: protein ubiquitination. Bases 93 to 2378 code for a protein of 761 amino acids. Gene Ontology annotation, cellular component: CCR4-NOT complex.
AUUCCCGGUAUCUUCAUAUUUUGUACGAAGAAAGGGCGAAGAAUAUUGUUUUAAUAAUAGUCGAAAGGAUAAAUCUCCAUUUAACAUCCAAUAUGACAACAAAUAUGCAAGAAGAAUUACCUGAGUGCCCAUUGUGCAUGGAGGCUUUUGAAGUGGAUGAUUUGAGUUUUAUCCCUUGCACUUGUGGCUAUCAGAUAUGUAGAUUUUGCUGGCAUAGGAUAAGAACGAAUGAAAGUGGCUUAUGUCCUGCUUGCAGAAAGCCUUACCCUGAAGAUCCAGCACAAUUCAAACCACUGACAGAAGAUGAAAUACACAACAUCAAGCGGGACAGGAGACAAAAAGAAUCUCAAAGAAAACAGAAAUCAGCUGAGAAUAGAAAACAUCUGGCUAAUGUCAGGGUCGUACAGAAGAAUCUGGUGUUCGUUGUGGGUCUUUCCCAAAGACUGGCUGACGCUGAAGUUUUGAAAAGGCACGAGUACUUUGGUAAGUUUGGAAAAAUACACAAAGUAGUCAUCAACCAAAGUACUUCUUACAUUGGAUCUCAGGGUCCGAGCGCAAGUGCUUACGUCACAUACCUACGGCCUGAGGAUGCGCUCCAUGCCAUUCUUGUCGUCAACAACCUACAAGUUGACAACAGAACAUUAAAAGCCUCCCUCGGUACAACCAAAUAUUGCAGCCACUUUCUCAAAGGCACACAGUGCACCAAAACUGACUGCAUGUACCUUCAUGAUCUCGGAGAUGAGGCAGCCAGUUUCUCAAAGGAAGACAUACAACAAGGGAAGCAUUUACAAUAUGAACAGAAAUUAAUUGAGCAAUAUUCUCAAAACCCUCCCGCGACGGAAAGCAUAAGGAUAUCGAAUAGCAAAUCAAAAAGUCCCAGCCCAAGCUCAAGUGAUCAGACAUCUCCGAGUCGUCUGACGAUAUUUUCUCCUGACGUCGCAGACUUAUCACUUAUCCAUAAAUCCUCUUCGUGUACUGAGACACCUGACACAAAUACAACAACAUCACCACUAACAACAACUUCAACUACGGCAACAUCAACUACAGCAUCAUCAACAACUUCAAAUGUAAACGCCCAUGUUCAUAAUGGAUUACUUGACAACAUCGAUUACAUUGAGAACAGCAACAGAAUCCAGUUGCUCGAUGACUUAGCAAACUCAACCACAUCAACAUCAACAACAGCAUCUUCCAUCGUAGAAACACAAGUGAAAUCAUAUACAACAGCAAACAACAACACAGCGAGCGAGGCAGUUGAACCUACAACAACAACAACAACAUCAGACGAACAACCACAGCAACAUGGUUUCCUACUUUCAAAUGUUGACUCCUCAUCACCAACAAAUGAAAAUGCGAACACUUUAGAUGGUGAUCCAAAUUGCAAGGAUGAUAAUGAAGAUGAGGAUAGUGAUGACGACAACGAAGAUGAUUUAGGGUUUGACCCAUGGGAUGUCUGCUCGAAAGGGCUGGCUGACAUGAUGGAAAAGGAGAAGAUGCUUCAAAACUUGAACAUUUUUGAUAGAACGCACAUGCCUGCAGUCAACAAGAUGAAUGCCAUGAACCAGAAUGCACUCACUGCAACACAGGCAAUCCCAAAUAAUUACAAUCAUCACAAUGCUUCUCUCUUUAAUUCAUUCCAAACGUCAACACAGCAACCUUCUUAUGCACAGCAGCCGCAUCAGCAACAGCAGCAACUUCAUUGGGGCACGAUCAACGGAAAAUCUUUCUAUCAGAUUCGACACAACAGCAGUGGCAGCAAACUUAUCGACUUCAUGUCCUCAAGCAAGUCCUACAACAAUGACGAUUCAGUGUUAAAUUCUGAAUGUGCUGUGAGUCAGGAUUGGCAAGACAACUUGAAGGCACUCCUACCAAACAUAAACAUCAGCUUCUCUCCAUCACAAACGUCAGCUGCUGGUACACUCCAACAACAGCAGCAGCAAAUGAGGAGGAACCAUGUACACGCAGGUGGCAUCACAAUACAUCCAGCACAAAAUGGUUUCAAUUCAUAUCAUAACUUGCUGCACUCUCAAGACAAUACAGACUGGUUAAACAGUGGAGGCAGCAUGUUGAACACAAAUCAGAGCAUCACAUCAGACCCUGCCAUCAUCAGCACCGGGGUUGUUACAGAUGGCAUGUCUAUUCCCAGAUGGAUGGACCAGUACAGCGACCUGGCUGCUGAUGCAUCGUGCCACAUCCAACACCACAACCAUCUUCAGUACCGACAGCAGAACAAUCAUUACCACAAUUAUGGAAUGCACACUGAACCGCAAUCGAGUUCAAGUUGGGUGCAGCAGCAUACAUCCAGGUACCCUCCACCUGGCUUUGCAUCGAGCAGGCAACACACUGAAGCAGCAUCUGAACAUCGUCUACCAGCCAUCUAACCAACAUCGUGGUCCUCAUCAUUUUUUAAAUUAACCAUUAAUAUUCUAUCAAUUUAAUGUGUGUGAAGAAAAUUGAUCAAAACGUCAGAACAUACCAAGAUUUCAAUUCAACAUAAUUAUGAAAAUAAAAAAUCUUCAAUUUUUCUUUUUUAAAUAGAAAUAAAAUGUAUGUUUUUUAAAUGUU